AUGUUCGCAGCGGCGCCCUCCUCCACCUACCUCAACCCCAAGCCCACCAUCCUUCCCUCCUCUGCCCGCACCCUAUCCCCACCCAUCACCUCCGCCACCGCCUCCAGCAGCCGCCGCCCAAUCGUCAAGUGCCACCUGUCAUCGCCUUCUUCUUCCUCUUCCUCACCCCUUUCCCAAAACCCUAAACCCUCCUCCACCCACCUCAAAACCCUCUCCAAAGCCCUUGCAGCAGCGUCCACAGUCACCCUUAUCUUCAAUUUAGGAUCUUUCAACGGUAACGGCAAUUCUGGCGGCGGAGGAGGUGGGUUUGGGGGCGGAGGCGGAGAUGGGUUCGGCGGUGGAGGCGGAGAUGGGUUCGGUGGGUUCUGGAGGAGGCUUUUGUUUGGGUCGCAGACGGCCAUGGCGGACGAGCCACAGUCCCAAGAGUGGGACUCGCAUGGGUUACCAGCCAACAUUGUCGUUCAGCUCAACAAGCUCAGUGGAUUCAAGAAAUACAAGGUCUCAGAGAUCUUUUUCUUUGAUCGGAGACGGUGGACCACAGUGGGCAGCGAUGACUCGUUCUUCGAGAUGGUGUCUUUGAGAGCCGGAUCGGUUUACACCAAAGCCCAGUUGCAGAAAGAGCUUGAGUCUUUAGCCAAUUGCGGUAUGUUCGAGAAGGUCGACUUGGAAGGCAAAACCAACCCAGAUGGGACUCUGGGUGUGACGAUUUCGUUUACAGAGAGUACAUGGCAGUCGGCUGAUAAGUUUCGAUGCAUCAAUGUGGGUCUAAUGCCGCAGUCCAAGCCCAGCGAAAUGGACCCGGAUAUGACUGAUAAGGAAAAGCUCGAGUAUUUUAGGAACCAAGAGAAGGAUUAUAAGAGAAGGAUUGAUAGGGCGAGGCCCUGUUUGUUGCCAGCUCCUGUGCAGAGAGAGGUGUUGCUGAUGUUGAGAGAACAAGGGAAAGUGAGUGCUAGGCUGUUGCAGAAGAUAAGGGACCGGGUUCAGAAGUGGUACCAGGAUGAAGGGUAUGCAUGUGCCCAGGUUGUGAAUUUUGGGAACUUGAACACCAAGGAGGUGGUUUGUGAAGUUGUAGAAGGGGAUAUCACGCAGCUGCUUAUUCAGUUCCAGGAUAAACUUGGGAAUUUUGUCGAAGGGAACACGCAGAUCCCCGUGUUGAAGAGAGAAUUGCCCAGACAGCUUCGACCGGGUUAUGUUUUUAACAUAGAAGCUGGGAAACAAGCUCUGAGGAACAUAAACUCCCUAUCUUUGUUUUCAAACAUUGAAGUGAACCCACGGCCUGACGAGAAGAAUGAAGGAGGGAUAAUUGUUGAAAUAAAGCUUAAAGAACUAGAACAGAAGACAGCUGAAGUUAACACUGAGUGGAGCAUUGUUCCUGGACGUGGAGGUUAUCCCACUUUGGCUUCACUGCAGCCUGGUGGAACUGUUACAUUUGAACAUAGGAAUCUCAAUGGACUGAAUAGAUCUAUUCUUGGGACAGUAAACACCACCAACUUCUGUAAUCCUCAGGAUGAUCUUGCUUUUAAGCUCGAGUACGUGCAUCCAUAUCUGGAUGGCGUGUACAAUCCACGCAAUCGCACUCUCCGUGUAAGCUGCUUCAACAGCCGAAAACUGAGUCCAGUCUUCACUGGUGGGCCAGGGGCUGAUGAAGUUCCCCCUAUAUGGGUUGAUCGAGCUGGCGUUAAGGCCAAUAUAACAGAGAAUUUCACCCGUCAAAGCAAAUUCACUUAUGGACUUGUAAUGGAAGAGAUAACUACACGCGAUGAACGCAGUCAUAUCUGUUCAAAUGGCCAAAGAGUGUUGCCCAGUGGAGGAGUCAGUGAAGAUGGACCUCCCACAACUCUCAGCGGUACAGGCAUUGACCGUGUGGCAUUUUUACAAUCAAAUAUCACUCGUGAUAACACCAAGUUUGUGAAUGGAGCUAUAGUUGGUCAGAGGAAUGUGUUUCAGGUCGACCAAGGCCUUGGUGUCGGAAGCAAGUUUCCUUUCUUCAACCGUCACCAGCUAACAUUAACAAGAUUUUUCCAGCUGAAGGAAGUCGAGGAAGGUGCUGGUAAACCACCACCACCUGUGCUUGUACUUCAUGGGCACUACGGUGGCUGUGUGGGAGACCUCCCAAGUUAUGAUGCCUUUACCCUUGGGGGUCCAUAUUCUGUGAGGGGUUACAGCAUGGGUGAGAUAGGCGCAGCUAGAAACAUCCUUGAGCUUGCAGCCGAACUACGGAUACCUGUGAAAGGAACACAUGUAUAUGCAUUUGCAGAACAUGGAAAUGAUCUAGGAAGUUCCAAGGAUGUCAAGGGUAACCCAACAGAGGUAUACAGGCGAAUGGGUCAUGGGUCAGCAUAUGGUGUUGGAGUCAAGAUAGGUCUAGUAAGAGCUGAGUAUGCUGUCGAUCAUAACUCCGGCUCAGGUGCAGUAUUCUUCCGAUUCGGUGAGAGAUUUUGA
Prunus armeniaca (apricot) is the source of this 2442-nucleotide messenger RNA. The record is from the annotation of a GenBank genome assembly. Lineage: Eukaryota; Viridiplantae; Streptophyta; Magnoliopsida; Rosales; Rosaceae.